AUGGGCUUUAACAAUCACUAUAUCCAAGAAGCUGUCGGUUUCUUUAGGGGGCUAUGGCUGCUAUGGAAUAAUGAGGAUGUUAGCAUUAAGGAGUCUAGGAAGGAAGAGAAGAUUUCCUUUAUCUAUGCGAGUCCUAGGAAUUCUGAAAGGAAAACUCUUUGGGAAAGUCUUCAAAACCUGAGAGUAACUGCAAGUGAUGCAUGGAUUACAAUCAGUGAUUUUAACUCUUAUCUUGGAGAAGAAGAAAAAACAGGUGGUGCUGAACCUAACUGGAAUUCUAUGAGGGAUUUCCAGAACUGUUUGGAUGAGUGUAAUCUAGUGGAUAUUGGUUUCAAAGGGCCUAAAUUCACACGGAAGAGGGGAAGGCUAUAUGAAAGACUGGACAGGGCCUGCAGCAAUGAGAGAUGGAACACUUGUUUUCCUAACAGAGAAAUAAUUAAUAAUGCUGGGAUAGGGCAGCCAUAUGGAGACCAGCUUGCGAGAAAUUCCAAGUCAAGGCUCAGAAGUGGCAUAAUGAUACAAGCAAAGAAUCUAACAGAAGAAAGUACACCCUCCAUGCUAGAAUCAAAGUUUCAACGGUCGAGAUGCAAUUGGCUGAUGUUUGGAGACAAAAAUUUGAAAUAUUUCCACUCCACAAUAGUAGCUAGAAGAAGAAGCAAUCGAAUUGAUUCUCUUAAAGAUGAAAAUGAUGAUUGGAUAGGGGAACCAAACCAGCUGAGUAACAUGAUCUCUAACUACUUUGAGAAGCUGUAUUGCGAAGACAAGGUUAGCAAGCCUAAACUUCCUGUGAAAGGAGCUUUUCCUUCUCUCCGCUCCCAAAGUUUGAGAAUGAUGUGUGCUAUACCUACAUUGGAGGAGAUCAGGAGUGUGGUGUUUCAUUUCGGCCCCUUUAAAGCACCAGGUGUUGAUGGCCUCAAUGCUCUUUUUUUCCAAGCCCAGUGGAACAAGGUUGGUCAAACUGUUUGUAAAGUGGUCAAGGAAGCCUUUAUAAUCCUAGAAGUGUAG
Messenger RNA from Gastrolobium bilobum, 1005 nucleotides. RefSeq lists its product as uncharacterized. The record is from RefSeq and is a predicted model, not a curated record. The coding region runs from base 1 to 1005 and encodes 334 amino acids. The transcript is spliced from 4 exons. NCBI's taxonomy places the organism in Eukaryota, Viridiplantae, Streptophyta, Magnoliopsida, Fabales, Fabaceae.